AGCAUUUAUCAGGCCCAGUAUAUGGGAGAAUGUGGCUCUAAUUCAACACAGACACAUGAAAUGUGACAUUUUAGUGUUCUAUAGAGUCUCAUUGGAUGAGUGUUUCAUUCCAUUUUGAUUUUAUUCCCAAGAAUAUUCCUACUCAGAUGCCACUCAGGGGAUUUUACUUGUUUCAUGUAAACACAUUUCUCUCCCCUUCUAAGCUGCAGUGGGAUUGGUCUCUUGGUAUUUCUAAUCAGCAGCCUGGCUUAAUUAGACAAAGCCAUUCAUUAGCAAUGAGAUAAAAGUCCCACGUCUCAAUCGGCACAUUCACCACCUGCAAGAGAUACCCACCAGCGGCAAGUGUCGGACUGGGGUCCCCCCGGCCCACUGGGUCCCAAGCCAAGGGCCCACCUCCCCUGCUUGCCUCUGCUCCACUUUGCAUUGCUUGCUAUCAACCAUUGGACUGGUGUUCCCAGGGCCCCCCAGGUACCCAAGCCAAGGGCCCACCUCCCCUGCUUACCUCUGCUCCGCUUUGCAUUGCUUGCUACCAACCAUUGGACUGGUGUUCCCAGGGCCCCCAGGUACCCAAGCCAAGGGCCCACCUCCCCUGCUUGCCUCUGCUCCGCUUUACAUUGCUUGCUAUCCACCAUCGGACUGGUGUUCCCAGGGCCCCCCAGGUACCCAAGCUAAGGGCCACCACCCAGAUACUGUCACACCCUGCCUGUCCCUGCUCUGCUUUGCAUCACUUAUAUUGCUCUUCACUCAGUAUAAUGUUCUUUAUAGUAUAUUUUUGUGAAUAGGAAGUAGCAAUUCUUUUAUCAUAUGCAAUUACUCUUCUGUAUAGGUGUCAGUAAGGGUCAGUACACUAUGGCUGGGUUUAACAGUCUAAUAGAAACAAGUGCUCAGAACCAGACGCCUAUACGUGAGGUUUUCAUCCUGGGAUUCCAAACCCCUCGCAGCUACCGGGUUGGGCUCUUUAUAAGUUUCUUUGCCAUUUACACGUUGAUCUUAUCUGGGAACCUUCUGGUCAUCUCACCGAUGUUGUCUUCUAGGCUCUUAUAUUCUCCAAUGUACUUUUUCCUCAGCCAUCUCUCACUGUCUGAAGUCUUGCUCAGCACAAAUAUUACUCCACUUAUGCUGGAUGCCCUGCUCAGCAAUGGAGUCACCAUGUCCAUAUCUGGCUGCCUCGUGCAGCUUCAGCUCUUUGGCACCUUCGUGGCAACAGAGAGCCUCCUACUCACAGUGAUGUCCUAUGACCGAUAUUUAGCAAUCUGCCGUCCAUUACAUUAUGCCUCCAUCAUGGACUACUGGUCCUGCAUCUACUUAUCCAUUACUUGUUGGGCUCUUGCUACUUUAAUCAGUUCUAUUUCAGUUGGCUUUAUAUCCACCCUAUAUUUCUGUGGAUCAAAUAUCAUUGACCACUUUUUCUGUGACUUUGCUCCUCUGUUGAGGUUAUCUUGCUCCGACACGUCUAUGGUGGAGCUGGAGGUUUCUUUGCUUUCCACAACACCCACCAUCUUUCCAUUUCUCUUUAUCAUUGUUACAUAUUGUUGCAUCAUAAGGUCUAUCCUGAGAAUGCCAUCGCUCAAGGGCAAGGAAAAAGCCUUCUCCACCUGUAGCUCUCACCUGGGGGUGGUUUCCAUGUAUUACAUGACAAUAAUCAUGGUGUAUGUGAUGCCUAACAAAGGACAUUCAAAGACGAGGAACAAGGUGGUCUCGUUGCUUUACACUAUGCUUACACCGUUUUUAAAUCCCAUCAUCUACUCUCUGAGGAAUCAGGAGAUCAAAUCAGCUUUGGGUGGGUUAUUGAAAAGGAAACAUGCAAUAAAAAUGUUACUGUAGGAUCUGAAUAAGGGAAACAAAAACCCACAAGAUCCAAUAAUUAUAAUUGCUUACCCCAUACCUAGGGCUAGUGCUUUUCUUUGGCCCAGGGUACUUCUCACCUGUCCCAGGGUUCCCUUGUGGCUGCCCGGAACUGUAUAGUAAAACCAGAACGUAGAUUUAAAAGGCUGAAACAUAGGUUCUACUGUGUAAUGUGCAUGUCCGAGGGCAGGGGUCCCCAACAUUUCUUACUCGGGAGCCACAGUCAAAUGUAAAAAGACUUGGGGAGCAACAC
This is a messenger RNA of Xenopus tropicalis (tropical clawed frog), 2098 nucleotides long. RefSeq names its product olfactory receptor family 16 subfamily I member 1 (gene or16i1). Gene Ontology annotation, molecular function: G protein-coupled receptor activity; olfactory receptor activity. Gene Ontology annotation, cellular component: membrane; plasma membrane. The record is from RefSeq and is a predicted model, not a curated record. Gene Ontology annotation, biological process: signal transduction; detection of chemical stimulus involved in sensory perception of smell; G protein-coupled receptor signaling pathway. The transcript has a single exon. The coding region runs from base 805 to 1824 and encodes 339 amino acids. Lineage: Eukaryota; Metazoa; Chordata; Amphibia; Anura; Pipidae.